Pelobates fuscus (common spadefoot toad) is the source of this 1672-nucleotide messenger RNA. RefSeq names its product NIPA magnesium transporter 1 (gene NIPA1). The coding region runs from base 149 to 1078 and encodes 309 amino acids. Gene Ontology annotation, cellular component: membrane. Gene Ontology annotation, biological process: magnesium ion transport. The transcript is spliced from 5 exons. NCBI's taxonomy places the organism in Eukaryota, Metazoa, Chordata, Amphibia, Anura, Pelobatidae. Gene Ontology annotation, molecular function: magnesium ion transmembrane transporter activity. The record is from RefSeq and is a predicted model, not a curated record.
GGAAGCAGAGUGCUGGAGGAGUGAUUGUGCUGGAGCCAGGCAGGCUGAGGGGAGCACACUGACAGCACUGCACUGACAGCACUGCACUGGGAGGGAGGGAGAGCAUGGCCACACUGCAUACAGGACACUGACAAGGUAUUGGAGCAGGAUGGACGAAGAAACUAAGUUGCCCAUUGUGGGUCUGAGUGUGGCUGUCUUCUCCAGCUUCCUCAAUGGCUCCACGUUUGUGUUGCAGAAGAAGGGCAUCCUGAGAGCUCGCACCAGAGGUGUGUCCUAUCUUACAGACACGAUUUGGUGGGCAGGUACCAUCUCAAUGGCACUUGGACAGAUUGGCAAUUUCUUGGCAUACACUGCUGCUCCCGCAGUGCUGGUGACUCCUCUUGGUGCUUUGGGCAUUCCAUUUGGGUCUCUUCUAGCUUCUUAUAUAUUGAAAGAGAAACUUAAUUUUCUUGGUAAAUUGGGAUGUCUUCUCAGCUGUGUGGGCUCCAUUAUUCUGGUUAUACAUUCCCCAAAAUCAGAGAGCAUAACGUCACGAGCUGAUCUUGAAGAAAAAAUGACCAACCCAGUAUUCCUGAUCUACCUCGGUGUUGUUCUUCUGGUGCUGAUCUUGUUGAUAUUCUGGAUAGCACCAGUUCACGGGGACAAGAACAUAAUGGUUUACAUUGGUGUUUGCUCACUGUUAGGCACCUUCACUGUGCCCUGCACUAAAGGUAUUGGGUUGGUUGCCCAGGAUGCAUUUAAUAGCAGUCCAACUAGCACUAGAGCCACUUAUGUUUUCCUGACCCUCGUAGCAGUGUUGGGCUGCAGCAUCCUCAUUCAGUUUAGAUAUAUCAACAAAGCACUGGAAUCAUUUGACUCCUGCAUAUUUAGUGCCAUCUAUUACGUAACAUUUACGACGCUAGUCCUGCUGGCAACAGCUAUCCUCUUCCAAGAAUGGAACAAAGUGGGAGCAGUUGACUUUUUGGCUAUUGUUUGUGGAUUUACCACUAUAUCCACUGGAGUCGUCCUAAUCCAGAUGUUUAAGGAGCUCAGUGUCACUUUCCGAGAGCUGAACAAGAUAACAGAAAAGACAGAAUAAUACAGAGUGGCAAACCUAAUUUUAUUUCUAUUUCAACUAAAAACUGACCGUACUAAUAAUUCCUCAUAUUUACUUUGGAAUGUGACUAAACUCAUAUAAGUGAGCACAUAAAUGCGUCUGGAUAUUUUCACCAUAAAUAUAGAAAUCGUGUGUUAAUCAAAAGUAAAGUAAUUACAAGCUUAAUAUUAUUUGACCUAGACCGGAGUGAUAGAUGCUUGAAUACUGUUUUACAGAUUGCUUUCUUCCCGGGGCUUGGCUAAGGUCACAUCUUACAUACAUUGCAUAAGCACAAUGUAUCUUACUGCUGCUAAAAUGCACAGUGCAGUCUCCAUUUACACAGCAAUGUGUACCUGGAAAAUCAUUGUGCGAUGUCAUGAAGAAAUGCAACUAAAUCAAAAUGGUGGGUCCAUGGGGAUUCUACAUAAGAAGUAAAUUGUAAUUACAGGAUUGAGUAGAAACCAGUAUUGCAACAGCAUCAAUGCAAAUAAUUAUAUUUGACCUAUUACAGUAUUGUGUUUUUCUAACAAUUUCCCUUUAUGAUCUCUGGUGUCUCAGGUAAUCUGCAGUCUUAUUUAUCAAUAAUUAUGUUUUAGG